AUGACGACAUCUUCUGUUCAUAGCCUCACUGAUAGCGAGGCUGAUGAGCAACAAAAACACUCUGAGCCGCAAAUCCAGUCAUCUUUGGAUACUGGGAUCACUCAUCCUGGCAUUUCAUCACCAAAUAUGCAUUAUGCAUCACCUGCCCUUGGACUUGGAAAUGCUAUGGCACAAACAGCUUACCCAUAUCGAGAUCCUUACUACCGAAGUAUCUUUGCUCCCUAUGAUGCACAGCCUUAUCCUUCACAACCUUAUCCAUCCCAACCUAUGGUCCACCUUCAGUUGAUGGGAAUUCAGCAAGCCAGUGUUCCGUUGCCUUCUGAUGCUGUUGAGGAGCCUGUCUUUGUCAAUGCAAAACAAUACCAUGGCAUAAUGCGACGUCGGCAAUCCCGCGCAAAAGCUGAGUCAGAGAAUAAAGCUGCCAAGUCUCGGAAGCCCUACUUGCAUGAAUCUCGACAUUUGCAUGCAUUGAAAAGAGCUCGGGGAAUGGGGGGUCGUUUUCAGAAGAAGAGUGAGAACCAGCAGAAAGAGAUGGAUUCAGGGGAUAAAUCGGCCAACAUCAAUCUAAACCUGGAAAAAAAUUAUCUCGCUUCCUCAGAAAGUGCCUCGUGA
Molecule: messenger RNA, 612 nt
Organism: Fraxinus pennsylvanica
Lineage: Eukaryota; Viridiplantae; Streptophyta; Magnoliopsida; Lamiales; Oleaceae
Source: the annotation of a GenBank genome assembly